UGCUCACCGCGACGCGUCCCCUUUAUUGACGUUCCGAUAACGCCCUCGACAUCUGCCAGGCGCUCCGCGUAACGGCCCUCACACUGUGUCAAAGCCGCGAGCCACUCCGCGAGCCAUUCGACGAGUCCUUUGACCUGGGCAGUUGACCGAAAUGCUUGCCUUUAACGCGAUUCGUCACUGCUCUCUUUGUAGAGCGAGAAAGUCUGCCUAAAACACGGAUACUACAGUACGACGGAGAAGACAUUCUCAAGGUCUCUCACAGGUUCUGCUCGCCGACAGAGUCAUGGAUCACCGGCUGUGGUCAACUGCUGGAGGUAUAUGCCUCACUUUCUUCUUGGAUGCGGCUGGAGCCGAGAGCACCGACUGGGAAGACUCCAUGAGAAGGCAGUUCGAGCCAAGCUACGACAGCAAGUGGAAGCGCCUACGGUCGCGUACUCACUUGUCCACCGGGGCGAUCGUGGGAAUCGCCGUCGCGGUGGUCGCAGUGGUCGCGUCGGUCUUCCUGUGCUGCUGUUACCGACGGAGAAGACGACGCAUUCUGGCCACGCAGCAGCACGUCGUGCAUCCGGCCAUGGUACCGCCGAUGCCAGGCGUGGCGCCCUACGCGUGCCCAGGAUCGUGCCCUCCCGUCCCGGUCGUUGCUCCGUACCCUGCGCAGUACUACCAGCACCAGGCGGCGCAGCACGCGCAAAUGGGACUCCACGCUGGUCACAACAUGGCGGCCCCCUCGCAACAGCCGUCGACACUGCCGAUGCCUUCGCCUACCGCGCCACCCGAACCACCGCCGCCCUACAACUACAGGGCGAACUACCCGCACUGAGGCGUGACCUCAGAGAUCCGGAGUUCGCGCGCCGCCCGAUAUCGGAGGCAAUUACUCUUCAUUAGGCGACCGCGACUGUGACAAAAAAAAAAAUUCUGUCGAGCACAGGGCACAGGAACGUGGCACAGGAACACAUAGCAACCACGCGUCACCAAGUGCGCAAAGCGCAACGACAAAGGCACUGCUAGGACAAAUGUUUUCGUUAAACUAUCCUGUCUAGAAAUUCCAGCACAUCCUGUGGCGUACACGUCCUUUCUGAUAGGGCAAAAGUAGUCCUGGUCAUCGUCCUUGCGGACUGCGUCUUUUUUUUUUUCGGAGUAAAAAAAAUAGACCAAUGCA
Messenger RNA from Dermacentor albipictus, 1159 nucleotides. RefSeq lists its product as uncharacterized. The record is from RefSeq and is a predicted model, not a curated record. Lineage: Eukaryota; Metazoa; Arthropoda; Arachnida; Ixodida; Ixodidae.